Molecule: messenger RNA, 2901 nt
Organism: Neolamprologus brichardi
Lineage: Eukaryota; Metazoa; Chordata; Actinopteri; Cichliformes; Cichlidae
Gene: ric8a
Product: RIC8 guanine nucleotide exchange factor A
Biological process (GO): G protein-coupled receptor signaling pathway
Cellular component (GO): cytoplasm; plasma membrane
Molecular function (GO): guanyl-nucleotide exchange factor activity; G-protein alpha-subunit binding
Source: RefSeq, a predicted model, not a curated record
AGAGAGGAGCGUUCUUUUACAGUCGUUAGACUAUGCAUAUAUAGUGAUGUAUGCAUAGUAAUAAUCACAAAUUUUAUUUCUCCCGACUUUUCUUGGGACUCUAAACGCAGCACUUGGCUGGCACAAAUCCCCUUUCGCUAAUCGCUUCUCAUCGGAUCGUCGGGAUUCAGACGUCAUGCUUUCAUCCGUCAGAGGUAACGGAGCAUAACGUGAAUCCGCAGUCCGGGGAACAAACAUACAGACAUUCUCAUCAUCAUCAUCAGCAGCAGCAGCAGCUAGCUCAGUGAUGAUGAACAUGGAUUUAAGUGCCGUUAUAGAGGAGAUGGAGACGGGCGACCAAGACUCGGCUCUGACGGCUUUACAGAGCUACAACAAGCAGAUGAACCAGUGCUUUACAUUCAACAGGGAUGAGCAGAAGGACAGAGAGCAUCUGGGGGAGUUAGUGCUCGGUUUCCUGGACCGGGAGUUGCAGCCUUCCUGUCUGCUGGCCUGUCUGGAAACGGUUCGAAUCCUGUCCAGAGAUAAAAAUUGCCUGGACCCAUUCACCAACCAAUUCGCCAUGUCCACUCUUGCCCGCUAUGCUAGCAUUGCUGUGGACAGUGCUACCACACCUGCCCACAGCCAGUCAGUGGAUGGCCAAGAAGAGGAUGCGGGAGGAGACGAGGAAGAGACGGGACUAUGUAGUAAAGUACUGAAGGAAUCUUCCCCUCCUUCAGAAAAUCCUGACCAGGAAGUGAUUGUUGAGGCACUCAAGUCCAUCUGCAACAUCCUGCUGCACAAUGAGACAGGACAGAUGGUAGCAGCAGAUCUGCAGCUGAUUAAAGGUGUGGCAGAGAGAUUGAAACAGUGUCAUGAUCCUACUUGGAACUAUGAGGUACGUUUCUUUGACUUGCGCCUAACCUUCCUGCUGACUGCCCUAAGAGUGGAUGUCAGGGCACAGCUGGCUCAGGAGCUUCAUGGUGUCAGCCUUCUAGGAAACCACUUGGAAGCCACACUGGGUCUAUGCUGCUCAGGGACCCUGGAGACAGCAAGAGCAGGAUUUGAAGGCAUCCCGACCGAAGAGCUGCCCCCACUGAGCCGGCAGCAGACAGAACUAGCUAUGGAGAUACUGAAAAUACUAUUCAACAUCACGUUUGACAUAAACAGACGCAAAGUUGAUGAGGAAGAGGCAGCUGUGUACAGACAUUUGGGAGCCAUACUGAGGCACUGUCUAAUGAGCCAUGCUGAUGGAGAGGAGCGGACUGAAGAGUUUCACAGCCAUAUUGUGAAUUUACUAGGUAACCUCCCUCUGCCUUGUUUGGAUGUAUUAUUGAUGCCCAAGGUGCAGCAAGGUUCCAUUGAAUAUAUGGGUGUCAACAUGGAUGCUGUGAACAUGCUGCUAAAAUUCAUGGAGAAAAGACUUGACCGGGGUCAUAAGCUGAAGGAGACCCUUCUUCCAUCACUGAACUUGUUGACCGAGAGUGCCCGUAUCCACAGAGAGACCAGGAAGUUCCUCAGGUCAAAAGUGCUGCCACCACUACGUGAUGUGAAAAACAGGCCAGAGGUGGGCAACACGCUGAGGAAUAAAAUAGUCCGCCUUAUGACCCACAUUGACACUGACGUCAAGGACUGUGCGGCUGAAUUCCUCUUUGUUCUCUGCAAAGAAAGUGUUUCAAGGUUCAUUAAGUAUACUGGAUAUGGUAAUGCUGCAGGCCUGCUGGCUGCCAGAGGACUGCUUAGAGGAGGUAAAGACCCUGGAAUCUACUCCGAGGAUGAGGACUCUGAGACAGAAGAGUACAGAGAGGCCAAAGCCCAAAUCAACCCAAUAACAGGAGUUGUAGAAGAGGAGCAGCCCAAUCCCAUGGAAGGAAUGACAGAGGAGCAAAAGGAAUAUGAAGCCAUGAAAUUGGUCCACAUGUUUGACAAACUGUCAAGAAACCAUUUAAUACAGCCCAUGCAGCUCGGUAUGGAUGGGACAAUGACAGAGAUGACUACAGAGGAUCUCCAUAAAGUGACCAACAAGCCACUGCUCCAGUCAGAAGACCCUCCUAAUUUAGACAGUGAGGAUGAAAACUGAAGAAGGAAACGAAUUCCAUCCAUGACAAUCCUAAAAAAAUCUGUGUCACUAUUUAAGCGAUUCAUAUAUCAUAAGUAUAAUUUUGUUGCAUUUUACCCAUUUUAAUUGGAGAGGAAAGAAAAUGUUAAUUUGUUUAGUCAAGUAAAAAAGUAUUGUUUAGUCAAAAACACAGCUUGGCAUAACUGGUACACAGGAAGCCACUUAACUGAUCAUAAACUCAACUACAGAAUUCAGAUAAUUUUACAAGGAUGAUUAUUUUAAUAGGAAUAGUUUUUUCAUCCAAGUUAUUUAUGUUCAAUAAAAUAUAAAAAUUUAAUUACUAGGUUGUGUUAUGAAGCACUUAACUGACAACAAGUGGAAGAGAAAAUUCCUUAAACACUUUAUAUAAGGGAAAGAUGUCAGGGGACAAUGUAGCUAGCCAGCAUCAGAUGGUAGUUUGUAGUAUGGCUGUGGGCAUGAUCAACAGGAAGUGAGUGAAGUCAGGGGAGAGGUUUAGGCGGUGGAAGCUGAAGAAGGAAGAAUGAUGUACAGUGUUCAAGGCUGAGUUGAUACAGGUGGUAGGAAGUGUUGGUAGUUGACUGGGAAAGCACAGCUGUAGUGGUGAGGGAAACUGGCAGACGGGUAUUUGGAGAGAUUGAGUUAGAAAAGAUAGGAAGCAGGUUUGGGUGAGUAAAGAUAGUGAUGGAAAUGUAAUGAAGAGAAUGUGUUCAGGAAGGAGAAGCUCAUCAAUGAAGAAAAUGAGAAAGGACAGAAGUGAGUUGGUGAAUCAGGAAGUGUAAAGGAUUAGAAAGGAGGAAGGAAAGGGCAGCUAUGAAGAGGAUGAAGCAUAGAAAGGCAGAUGGUCC